UCAGUACGAUCAACAACUAAAAUAUUAUAGCCGGUCUUAGUUGUUUUAAACGACUUAGUUGCAUAGAACAGCUAAGCUAGUAAAUGUGCAGGAAGUUGGAAUAAUCCCCACGAAUGCAUAACAGCAUCAAAGAAGUAGGUGGUCGGUAGAAAGUAUUUUAGUACUUGCGAACGAAUUGUUUUUGUGACCGAUCACUGCAGCGCAUAUCAAAUGAAGAUACCAACAAUCCCCCAGCAUGGAACCGUAUUUUAUACGUCCGGUGGACAUAAGGAAUCGGGCACUUUUCUCACUGAUGAGCUUGUUAUCGUAUCGGGGUUAAUUUUCAGUGAUAACGAUACACUGGUGGAAGAUAUAACCAACUCACUACGCCGCUGCCCGGUUAUAGAGCUUAACAAAUGUGAUAAGCUGAAAGAAGUUGCCGAGUUGGACUUUCGGGUGAUUCGAAAAUCCAAAGACAGUUUAGAGGAACAUGCUGCUCGACCCUGUAUGAUGGUACACUCCGUGCGCGUGAAGAACUGUUUGGAAAAUGUUUUAAAUGACCUACACGUGUCCAUUGAUGGCGAAUCUAAGCCCGUGAACAGGUACAGCAGCCUGUAUGCCAGCAUCGCUAUCCUGUCCACCAAUACAGGCACCGUUCCUUCUUGGGACCAUAUUAAAGCAAUCAUAAAUCGUUGGAAAUCACCAAAAGACGAGCCAACUAAUAUUUUAGAUAAGGUUGUCGCCAUCUCUACCCCAUUUGGAAAUGAAUCCUUCUAUAACACCGUUAACGUAGGACAUGUUACUAACAUGUUCGGUGAAAAUGAUUGUCUGCUGCUGCUCGAUAUACAGCUGAGCUUUGGAUGCCAAGGAGGGGCCGUAUAUGAUCGACAAAUGAAAAUCAAAGGAAUUAUUAUCGGUACGACGUUCGUGCAUCGCAAUGAGAAUGUAACUUUUCCGUUGGCAAUCAACGUUGAUGAAAUAAUAAGCAUCACAUCCAACAGUCGGAACCUGUGCCAAAGCCAAGUGAAUCCUUUCCCAACGCAAGCAGUACGGUCCGUUUGUAUGAUCGAUUCCCAAGGAUGCUGGGGGACUGGUUGUGCGUUUGAAUUGAAUGGAAAAUGCUACAUCAUUUCUUGUUCGCACGUUCUCGCUACGAACAAUAUCACCUGUACCUUCAGCAAUCAAACUUUUACGAGUCCUAGGUUAAUCUACAAAAAUCCUACUUUCGAUAGUGCGUACGAUAUUGCACUAAUGGAAGCAACAUUCGAAGAAGCUCAACGUUCCAAUUGGUUUUGUCGGUUGGCCAACUAUAUUCCCAGUGUAGGGCAGCGUCUUUAUGCUGUUGGGUUUCCUGUUUUCAAAUCACUUGCUAUGGGAUCAAACUUUAAACCUAGCAUCAUACCUGGGAGAGCUACGAAGUACAGCAAAGGAAUUCUUUUCACGGACUGUUCGGUGCAAUACGGGCAAAGUGGAGGACCUAUAUUUGACGAGAACGGGUGUCUGAUUGCAAUUGCUGUUUCGAACUUCAAGAGCUCAUUGGAUAAUCGAAUAUAUCCUUUCCAUAAUAUGUGUGUUCCGGUGAAAGAUAUUUACAACAUACUGAUGCAAUUCUCUCAAACCAAUGACCCGCUCGCGCUGGAACAGCUGCAAGCUAAUUGGGAGAUAAGAAGCAAAUGGAAACUCAAGCCACCCAUGAUUUUGAAUAAACUUUAAUGUUUCGGAAAGGUGUUAGUGGGGAGGGGUACUGUAGUACAAUAUAUUGUCAUUCUAAUUUUAUUGAUUUAAUCAAGAUUUGGUAAACGGAACAUUUUGGGCCUGGUGAAAAUAAAGAAAGAGAUGGAAUCAUAUGA
Molecule: messenger RNA, 1829 nt
Organism: Anopheles coustani
Lineage: Eukaryota; Metazoa; Arthropoda; Insecta; Diptera; Culicidae
Exons: 6
Coding region: 211-1692 (493 amino acids)
Biological process (GO): protein processing; regulation of fatty acid beta-oxidation
Cellular component (GO): peroxisome
Molecular function (GO): serine-type endopeptidase activity
Source: RefSeq, a predicted model, not a curated record